Messenger RNA from Suricata suricatta (meerkat), 3418 nucleotides. RefSeq names its product caspase 2 (gene CASP2). The transcript is spliced from 11 exons. The record is from RefSeq and is a predicted model, not a curated record. NCBI's taxonomy places the organism in Eukaryota, Metazoa, Chordata, Mammalia, Carnivora, Herpestidae. Gene Ontology annotation, biological process: proteolysis; regulation of apoptotic process. Gene Ontology annotation, molecular function: cysteine-type endopeptidase activity. Bases 66 to 1424 code for a protein of 452 amino acids.
GCGUGAGGGCUUUCGGUUUGUUUGGAUUUGUGGGCGGUGCGUGCAGAGCCCGGGAAAAGCGGUAAAUGGCGGCGCCGAGCGCGGGCUUGCGGCCCGCCCUGCACCGAAAGGAGGUAAUGGCCGCUGACAGAGGGCGCAGGCUAUUGGGAGUGUGUGGCAUGCAUCCUGACCAUCAGGAAGCACUAAAAAAGAACCGAGUGGUAUUGGCCAAACAGCUUUUGCUGAGUGAACUGUUAGAACACCUCCUAGAGAAGGACAUCAUCACCUUGGAAAUGAGGGAGUAUAUUCAGGCCAAAGUGGGCAGUUUCAGCCAAAACGUGGAACUUCUCAACUUGCUGCCCAAGAGGGGUCCCCAGGCUUUUGAUGCCUUCUGUGUGGCCCUGAGAGAGACCAAGCAGGGUCACCUGGAGGACCUGUUGCUCACUACCCUCUCUGGUCUUCAGCACGUAAUCCCACCGUUGAGCUGUGACAACGACUGGAGUCUCCCCUUCCCGACGUGCGAGUCCUGUCCCCCUCACAAGCAGCUCCGCCUGUCUCCAGAUGCUGUGGAACACUCCCUAGACAACGGAGACGGUCCUCCCUGCCUUCAGGUGAAGCCUUGCACUCCUGAGUUUUAUCAAACACACUACCAGCUGGCCUAUAGGUUGCAGUCUCGGCCUCGUGGCCUGGCAUUGGUGCUAAGCAAUGUACACUUCACUGGAGAGAAAGACCUGGAAUUUCGCUCUGGAGGGGAUGUGGACCACAGCACUCUGGUCACCCUCUUCAAGCUUUUGGGCUACAAAGUCCACGUUCUACUUGACCAGACCGCACAGGAAAUGCAAGAGAAACUUCAGAAUUUUGCCCAGUUACCUGCUCACCGUGUCACUGACUCCUGCAUAGUGGCGCUCCUCUCUCAUGGCGUGGAGGGAGGCGUCUACGGUGUGGAUGGCAAACUGCUCCAGCUUCAAGAGGUUUUCCGGCUCUUUGACAAUGCCAGCUGCCCAAACCUACAGAACAAGCCGAAAAUGUUCUUCAUCCAGGCCUGCCGCGGAGAUGAGACAGACCGAGGGGUUGACCAGCAAGACGGAAAGACCCAUGCAGGGCCCUCCGAGUGCGAGGAGAGCGACGCCAGCACGGAGGAGUUGCUGAAGACGCGGCUGCCCACGCGCUCAGACAUGAUCUGCGGCUACGCCUGCCUCAGAGGCACUGCUGCCAUGCGGAACACCAAGCGGGGCUCCUGGUACAUUGAGGCCCUCACUCAAGUGUUCUCCGAGAGGGCUUGUGACACGCACGUGGCCGACAUGCUUGUUAAGGUGAAUGCGCUUAUCAAGGAGCGUGAAGGCUACGCCCCCGGCACUGAGUUCCACCGGUGCAAGGAGAUGUCCGAGUACUGUAGCACCCUGUGCCGGCACCUCUACCUGUUCCCGGGCCACCCUCCCACGUGAGGCCACCCUGUCAGGCCUGCCGCACGGAGGCUCGGAGGCCGCUUCUCUCGGGCCGCACGGUUUCUGUUCCCCCUCAGGGAUGGGGAAUCUCCCAGGCUUAUCACACACCACACCCGUGGCCAUCUCCUCUGCGCCUGCUGGUCUAGCUCCUCCCUGUGGAGCCGGCUCUGGCUGGCCUGGCUGACGGUGUCUUUAUGGGGGUUUCCUCGGGCUGGUGGGCUGGUGUUAUUUCCGCCCUCAGGGCUUUUGUAGCCAGCACUUUGGUGAUUGUUUUUAUUAGUUGUUUUUAUUAGGUCAGAUGUUUCAGAGGCCAUCUCCUGUCUCGUCUUUCUUUCAUAUCCCAACCCCAUUUAUCCUGACCUAAGAGUUUAGAAGGUAUCCUGAUUCAACAGAGGCAUUUUUCAUUUAGCCUCAAGAGGGGAGACGGGAUUAAUGGCACACUGUGCCACCCGGUGUGUAGUCCUGACCUGUGCACCCCCUGCGGCACCCUAAGGCCACCCAGUGGAAGGCCGGUGUUGUCCACUGUUGGCUCCUUGGGGCUCCAGGAACCCAGCCUCUGGGCAGAGGUUACAGCUUGGAUGCCUUGUACCUGGAACUUGUUGAUCUUUGCCCAGGGAGGUUCCAAAGAUCCUUCAGUCAGUCAUUCUUGCUCAGCUUUUUUACUGCAGCGAGCCUGGCAGAGAGGGUUAGCAGAGGCAGAUAAGAGUGGUAUGCUUCCUCGUACUCUGCAAUCUGUCCCCUUAUCUUUCUCUUCCUCUGAAAUGUCCCUUUCUUUUAUAAAGCAUCCUGGUGGUUAUCUCCCUACUUCCUGUUUCUCCCCUUUUACCUUCCUUUCAUGCUGCCAUCAAAUCUGUGUAAAAUACUACUUAAUUGGAUCAUUUGGCUGCUCAAGGAUGUAAUAGAGUAGCUUGUUCCUACUUUCUGUUUCAGUAUCAAAUCCCCUUUUGAUGUUAUAUGGCCUGUUUCCCCUUCCCGUGUGUCUCCAUUUUAGAGAGACUGUUGCUGUGUGUGUUGUUUAUCCUCUGUGCCAUAUGAAGCUUCCCUGUUCUUCAAGGCCUCUUCUUGGACUUCCAUUCUUGCCCCCUCCAAUCUAAUCUCUGGGUGGCAGAUUUUGGUUUGGGGUCUUUAUAAAUCUGAUGUCACUCCCCUGCUCAGAUUUCUGUUCACCUCAAGGAGUGUCCAAACUCCUAACCUUGGCCUGCAGGACUCCGACCUUCCCCCUUGAACCUCAUAAAAUGCUGAUUUCCCUCUAAGUGCCAGCCCCAGCCCCUUCCUCAGUUUCUCAAACAUUCCAAGCCUUUUCCCUGCCCUGGGCCCUUACAGACACUCUUCUGGGGUCUACUGAGCCCCACUCCUUACAAGUCUUGGCCUAAAUGCCACCUUCCAGACCUUUCUAUCUCUAAGCAAUCUUCCGUGUUUCUUUAUUACCGCCUCCUGUUUAAUCCCCUCCUUGCAUUUAGCACAAUUUAUACGCACGUGUUUGCUUGCUUCACAUGUGCAUUUCUGUCACCCCUACUAGGUUGUAAGAUCCCUGAGGGUAGAAAUCUUGUCUCUUUUGUUCUCCAUUGUGUACCCAGUGCCUGGCACAUGAUAGGUCUUCAAUAAACACCUUGGUAUAAAAGAAGGAAGAAAACAACCCUAGCUAGAAUUCUACUUUGGGACAAAAUUACCCUUUAAAAUAUACACAGGGUUAGUAUUUAUACUGUAGUUUUUCCAUAUGUUUUCGUUUUGUCCACUGAUCUGUUCACUCUUGAAGACAGAUGUCCCAUGGCAGACGACUUCCUCUGUGUCCGAUGGCAUCUGCGUAGCGCUCAGUCAGUGGUAGUUCAGGUGCUCGAUAAAUUCCGGUUCAGUGAGCCAGUGGUUUGGAGACUUGCCGCCAAGUCCUGCCCGUGGGUCCAAAUAUGGAAGUAUUGGGUUGAUAGAACCUUUCCACUUCGCACUGCCAGGAUUUUAUAUGCCUUCAGGUGCCAAAUAAAUACCCAUAUUUAUUA